UUUAUGGUCUAGUAUGUUUGGACUCUUUUAGAGAUACCAACAUGCAAGUUCGUUGUUUUAUGAUCUAGUAACUAUUAAUCUCCAGGAAUUAGAAUCGCGCGCUCCCUUCGGCUGACAACCAUUAGAAGUUGUUCACUACAUAUUUGCAGUAUAAGCUCUUAUCUACGAGUUUGCAUGACAAAUUCUUCUCAGGAUUUUUGUGUGAAGCAGGAACAGAGACUACAAUAUCGUCACGAUGACUCGGAAAAGCACCUCGAUAAGACCCAUUGUCAUUGCCAUUAUCACCGGCGCCAUCAUCAUCAGUAUCGGGCUGGCCAUUGGGCUUGGAGUUGGUCUCAAAGACAGCGAUGAUGACGUCAUCGGACCGGUUGCCAACUGGGAGAAGUACAAGUCAUCGACUGGCACAUAUCAAUACGCUGCCGUGGUCGCGGACUCAGAAGUCUGCUCCGAGGUUGGCAAUGACGUGUUGGCUCGACUACGAGGUAACGCCAUGGAUGCCACAGUAGCCGCCCUGUUCUGUACUGGACUCCUCAAUGCUCACAGCGCGGGGAUUGGAGGAGGCUCUUUCUACACAAUAUACCACAAGUCCAGUAAUACUUUCCACAACGUGGACAGCCGUGAGACAGCCCCAGGUGCCGCUACACAGGACAUGUUCCAAAGUGAGGAGAAUCAGUCCAAGUCGCGCCUAGGUGGAAUGGCUGUCGGUGUUCCAGGCGAGGUGCUCGGCCUUUAUGAAGUUCACCAACGAUUUGGCACCGUUCCCUGGAAGAGUCUGGUCAUGCCAUCAAUCAAACUUUGUGAGGAAGGCGUUCCGCUGACCGAAGCAACGCACAAAGCGCUCGCUAGAAUUACGGACAAGACUAAGUUUGCGCCUUACUUCAACUCUGACCAGAGUCCAAAAGCGGCUGGUAGUUUGAUCAAAUUGCCAGAACUCGCCCGGACAUUCCGUACCAUCGCUGAUGACCCUUUCUCCUUCUAUAACGGAUCUCUGGCGGCUGAUAUAGUCAGUGACAUAACUGAUGAAGGGGGCAUAAUCACAGAAGAAGACCUGGCCAACUACAGCCUAACGCCAUCGGCCCCUACCAACAUGAGUCUACCUGGGGGGUAUCAAGUCUACUCAACUCCCCCGCCAGGUAGUGGACUGGUCCUCGGCUAUAUUCUUGGAAUUUUAUCCGGAUAUAACAUGGAUUCCAGCAAUAUUGCCACGACUGAGGGGGAAAUACUUACAUAUCAUCGUAUUGUGGAGGCCUUCAAGUUUGCAUUCGGCAAGAGAUCGGGACUUGGGGAUGACCUUUUUCAUGACAAUUCAGAAAACGCUGUUAACAUGACAUCACUGGCAGUCUGUGAGGAGAUCAGGCAGCGUAUCAGUGACGAGAAGACGCAUGACACCGCCUUCUAUGACCCACCCUUCUCCGUGGCCAAUGACAGCGGUACUACCCACAUCUCCGUCAUAGACGGUGAAGGGAACGCAGUGUCCGUCACAAGUACAAUUAACACGUAUUUCGGAAGCAAGGUCCGCGGCUCGAGGACUGGUAUCGUGUUCAACAACGAGAUGGACGAUUUCUCCACCCCAGGAACUGUCAACUACUUUGGUCUUCCCGCCUCUCCUGCCAACUUCAUCCAGCCAGGCAAACGUCCCAUGUCCUCCAUGUGUCCGGCCAUAGUGUGGGACAACAACGAGCAGAGGGUCAAGAUGGUCUCUGGGGGUGCCGGAGGGAGCAAGAUCACGACUGCUACUGCUUUGAAUAUCAUUGACGUCCUGUGGCUGGGUAUAUCCCUGCCCGAGUCCAUAGACAAGCCAAGACUUCACCACCAGCUCGUUCCCAAUGCAAUAAUGCUGGAGAAGACUUUCAGCAAGGUUAUUUUAAAUGGGUUGAAGGCCAAAGGCCACGCCAUUCGAGACAAGUUUGGCUAUUCUGUGCUGCAGGCGAUCAAUGUGCGAGACGACGGCUCGAUUGUGGGAACAGCGGAUUUCCGCAAGGGAGGAGUACCAAAAGGACUUUAGGAUACUUAAUUGUGAUAAUCCGGCUGUUUGACGUGAUCGAUUUUUGAAGAGCUGGAAGUGUGCACAUGAAAACGUUCCCUGUUUGUGUAAGAAUGAUGCAUGUUCGCAUGAAUUUAUAUAUUAUACAAUGGAAGUUACGAUAACUAUAUUAUACAUGCUGACACAUUGAAUAUAUCUACGGGCACGCUUAGUAUUAGUGUCUACUGGAACGUUGAGUUUAUGACAAUACUAAAUGAUAAUUGUUAUUUCAGUUCACUGAGAUCUUGAUAUCAAAUUAAUUACUCACGAGUGAAAA
Molecule: messenger RNA, 2300 nt
Organism: Aplysia californica (California sea hare)
Lineage: Eukaryota; Metazoa; Mollusca; Gastropoda; Aplysiida; Aplysiidae
Product: glutathione hydrolase 1 proenzyme
Exons: 13
Coding region: 236-2005 (589 amino acids)
Biological process (GO): glutathione catabolic process
Cellular component (GO): plasma membrane
Molecular function (GO): glutathione gamma-glutamate hydrolase
Source: RefSeq, a predicted model, not a curated record